AUGGCCUUUCUGGACUCAUGCUCGGCGCUGGCGAUCCUCCCUCCGGAGGAGCUGGUCAACGAGGUGCAAGCUUUGCGCCAGAAGCAUGACAAGGCCUUCGUGCGAUGGCCGCAGGCGCAUCUUCGGAUUCUUUGGCCCUUCCUGCCUGUGAGGACGGCGCUGCCCCGGCUGGAGCAGCUCCACGACACUCUGGAUGCCUUCUCCGUCGAGCUUUCGGAGGUGCGCCCUCUGAUGGGUGAGGCUAGAGCACCGCAGGACAGGGCGUACGUCGGCCUGACCCCGUCCGACGACACGCGGCGCACUUUGCGCGACCUGGUGGAGCGCCUGCUGGAGGUGUUUCCGGAGUGCCGUGCUGACGAUGAGGAGCAGGACUUCCACGUGACGCUUGGGCAGUUCCCUCUGCGGGAGGCGGAGCGCGUCGUGGCGAGCCAUUGCGUGCCGUUGCCUCUCACCUGGCGAUGUGGAUCCCUGGCCCUUUGUGCUCGAGCAACUGCCGAAGAGUCCUUCAGGCUGGUUCAAAGCAUUCCGCUGAGGUUGCAGACUUUCCGUCCGCCACGGCGUGUGGCAGACAGCGUUCCGCUCCUUCCCUCGUCGGCCUGGUGUGCAGUGCUGGAGGACCUGCCACUGGCAGACGCGGCCAGAACCAUCCGACUUCUGCGGCAGCAGGGGGUCGAGUGGCCAGCGGACUGGUGGCAUCGGUGGAACCGAGACAACUUCAGCAUGGACAGCCAAGUGCUGCCAGAGCAGCCCGAGCUGGCGUUCUGCUCCCUCGUGGGCGCCGCGGCUGCUGCUGCCAGCUUGCGCUGGGCCGCCGUGGGCAGCAAGGCAGCACCAAUAUUCGAGUGCAGGGCCGUGGAGGAGUUUAACUCCAAUCCUGCGGUAAACCAGGAGUGCCUGACGAUGCCUUUCCAGACUGCCACCUGCUUGCGGCACAGCGACGCGCGCUUGAUGGCCGUGGGCGAGAAAAUCAAGGGCAAAGAAAGUGGUGUGGCUUUCUGGGAUCUGGCGGACUUGAACGAGAAGCCGCGCUUCACUCGGCUCCGGGGCCAGGUCCAAAGCAUCGAUGCCUGGGAGGAGACGGUCCUGGUCCUCCAGAAAGGAGGGUCGCUGUCCUUGCAUGACCUCUCGGACCCUCGCGCCGUGCCAACUGCGCUCGGCCGCAAGAGUGACGGGCCCGCGCGCGACGCCCACUUGAUGAGGGGAGGGAAGCAGGUGCUGGCGGCCUUCGGCCAGAAGGUUCGUGUGCUGGACCUCGAGGUGGACGGUGAGAGCGGGGAGAUUGCGACCUUGCUGCCGCACCCCGUUAUUCUCCCUCUAGACGCAAUGCACGUCGCCAUCGGCGGACCGUCUGGAUGCAUGAUUUGGGACCUCCGCAAGUCUGCAGUUGCCACGGAGGUGCCGUGGCCACCUGGGUUCACCUGUCUGGCCCUGGCCAAGACCCACGCAGCCCAGGGCCUGGUGGCCGGAGGAGGCGCCCCUGGCGUCAGCCCGGUGCAGGGCGUGGACUUGCGGAUGGCGGCCACGCGCGAAGCUCAUUUUCCCAUGCCUGUGAAUGCCGAAUUGCGGGCAGAGAAGGUCUUUGCAGGGGACCUCUGCUUUUCGGCGCAGCUUAGCGAUGGCAGCCUUGCUGCAUGGCACACGGAGACCCACACUGCCCUUGGCUGGUGGCCAGCGGCCACAUGCCUUUCCCAACCUUGUGGCUCCACCGGAAACUGGCCUGGGAUUGCGGCCGCCGGUGCUGGACGGCUACGAGUGGCGCUGCCAGGAAGGAAGGCGCCUUCCAACAGCCGCAGGGCCAGGAGGGAGCACAAGGCGGCGGUUCCGCCCGCUCCGGCAAAAAACCCGGCACUGGCACGCGAUCCCGCGCAGGGGUCUAAGCCCAGGCUCCGCACCAGCGAAGAUGUUUACAACCGGCUGCUCCACGACGAGCGCUUUCAUCCCGCGAAGGUGGUGGUAGGCUACGAGGAUCGCUUCCUGGGCCCGCUUGAGGUGAAGUUGCCCGACUUCCGGCCAGGCGGCGACAUACCCUUCCACCGGGUCUACUACUUUCGGGAGGAGGAGGAAGUGCUGUGGGACCGGCGAGCCCGCUUGGACCGCAUCUUUGCCACGGGCGACGCCGUGUCCGAAGCCGCAGCGGCCGAAACGCAGGAUGUGAUCCGCCGGGCGAAGGCGACCAUGGUCAAGAUUCAGAAGGGCAUCAUUAAGGUGCGCUGGAGCCAGACUGAUGAUCGAAAGGCAAAGGUGGAAGAGAUCCCGGUCAUGAAGUACUCGCCCCAGGCUGGUGCCUGGCUGCCCUUCCCUGGCGCUGGGGACGCAGUGGGCCGAGAGGAGCUGCGAGUCCUCACCUUGAACGUCCUCUUCGAGCUGUUUGGCGACGUGGAGACACACAUUGAGGCGAGACAGGCCCAGAUCUUCCAGGAGCUCUCGCGUUGUGGAGCCGACGUUAUGGCUUUGCAAGAGGUCACGCCGCAAUUCGCUGCGGCGCUUCUCUCGCAGCCCUGGGUGCGCGAGCAGUGCUGGUCCAGCGUCGGAGAGGAGCAAGUGGCCAGUGUGGACCCAUCCGGCCAGCUCAUCCUCACGAGGCUGCCCAUGGAGUCCGCAUACCUGGGGCGCAUCAGCCCGCACAAGAGCGUGGUCCUCGCCUCCAUCCCUGUGAUGCUGGGGGAGAGCCGGGCUGUCACAGUGGCGAACCUCCACCUCUCCGCGGACACGCGCAAGAACCAACAGCAGUGCCGCCUUAGCAGCCGCCAAGAGCAGCUCCGGACGUGUGAGGCCCUGCUGCUCGAGAGGUCCGGGCCGGGUGACCUGGCACUGCUCCUGGGGGAUUUCAAUGCCUCGCCCGAGGUAGAGCCGCCUCAGUUCAGGACCAACUUCGUGGAUGUCUGGCAGGAGGCGAACCCCGACAACCCGGGGCACACCUUCGACCCCACACGGAACUCCGUCGCGCGGCGCGUGGCCACCGCUGUGGGCGGUUCACUCGAGCCCCGGCGGCUGGACCGCAUCUACCUCCACUCCGACACUGGGCAGUGGCGCUGUUGUGCUGAGCUGGUGUGCACGCGCAGCUUUCCCGUUGCGCGUGGCCCCGCAAAGCGAGAGGCGCCUGACGACUGGUUCGCCUCAGACCACUUUGGCGUGUUGUGUUCUUUGCGGCCAAGUGCAGCAGAUGAGAAGGGUCCCGAAACCCCUGGUUGCCAAGUCUUCGUCCGGGCGCCCGAGGAUGAGGUGCCCGAGGCCGUCUUCGCGGCCCUGGCGCUGCAAGGGCGGCCACUCCUCGAGGUCGUACUUCUGGGCUCCUCGGCCCUGGGCAUUGCAGAUGCCGGGAGCGAUGUGGAUCUUCUCGCGUGUUCGGCAGAGCUCACCAGCUCGCAGUACUUCUCCUUGGCCCUCCGCGAGCUGGAAGGCCUGGGUGUGGCUGUAGAGAUGGCAGAGGAUGCGGCGGUGCCCCUGCUGAAGUUCCAGGCCGGCGGCAAAGAGUUCGAGGUGCAGUUCGCCAGGCUCGCGGAGGAGCACCUGCCUCUGCUGCGCAGCAGCCAUGCCGGUGGCUGUGACAACGCCUACGAGACGCUGCAAGCACUGCUUUUUGAGCCUGGCUCGCCACCGCAGGCGGGGCUCUCCGCUGCGCUGGACGCCUGGGCCCUGCUCCGGGCCGCCUUCGCUGCUGGGGGCGAGGAGGCCGUCGCGGCAUUCCGCGGCCUGGCAAAGGAGGUGAAGCUCUGGGCAAGGCAGAGGCAGUUGCUGGGCACGUCCUUCGGCUUUCCGGGCGGCUUCGCUUGGGCACUGCUUGCCCUGGCCGAGGUGGUGCAUUGGUUCCACGAGCCCAGUGAAAGCAGGCAAGACCUCACCUCAUCCUUCUACGAGCGGCUGGGGCGCUGGGAGUGGCCGCUGGCGGGAGCCCAGCUGCAGAAGGCCGGCAUAGCAUCCUCAACAGCACAGGAUCUUCCCGUGCUUUGGUGCCCCGCGGGCCCGAAGGACCGAAAUGCCCUUCGCAGCUUGACGCGGGGGACAGCGAGGAUCCUCCAGGCGCAGCUGCAAGCGGCCAGUGGGGUCGAGGGCCGCGAAGGUGCAGCCCAGAGCGCGCUGGAGCUCCCGCAGUUUCUGAUUCUCAGCCUAACGCAGGCCUGCGAGGGUGCCCGGUCACUGCUUCAAAGGAAGGCUUUGUCCAUCCUUUUGGAGGCCGAGCGCUGCGCUGGAGCCGCGACGGUCUGGCCAUUGACAGAAGUUCACACCACCACGCAGGGCACUCCCUGCGUGGUUCUGGGCUGCUCUGGGUGGAUGCCUACUGUGGGCGAGCAGCACGCCCUUGCAUCGAGCUUGCGGAUCUCCCAGGGUAUCGAGCUGGAGGCGAGGAUGAUCCCUGCGAGCAGCCUCCGCAGUGAACUCCGCUCCGACCCACCGGCGACCCUUCCUGGGGCUUGA
This is a messenger RNA of Symbiodinium natans, 4416 nucleotides long. NCBI's taxonomy places the organism in Eukaryota, Dinophyceae, Suessiales, Symbiodiniaceae. The record is from the annotation of a GenBank genome assembly.